Messenger RNA from Solanum verrucosum, 2922 nucleotides. Its product is annotated as putative disease resistance protein RGA1. Lineage: Eukaryota; Viridiplantae; Streptophyta; Magnoliopsida; Solanales; Solanaceae. Gene Ontology annotation, molecular function: ADP binding. The record is from RefSeq and is a predicted model, not a curated record. Bases 52 to 2922 code for a protein of 956 amino acids. Gene Ontology annotation, biological process: defense response to other organism. The transcript is spliced from 3 exons.
AUUCAUUGCUAACUAACAGUACUUCCAAAUAUCUAAUAGUGAAUUGAAGAUAUGGCUGAAUCUCUCCUUCAAAUUCUGUUAGAGAAUCUGACUUCUUUCAUCCAAGGGGAAGUUGGAUUGAUUCUUGGUUUUAAGGACGAAUUCGAAACGCUUCAAAGAACGUUUACGAUGAUCCAAGCUGUGCUUGAACAUGCUCAGGAGAAGCAACUGAAGGACAAACCAAUUGAAAACUGGCUGCAGAAUCUCAAUGUUGCUGCAUAUGAAGCUGAUGACAUCUUGGAUGAAUGUAAAACUGAGUCAGCAAGACUCAAACAGACUAAAUAUGGGAGUUAUCAUCCAAAGGCUAUCGCUUUCCGUUACAAAAUUGGGAAAAAGAUGAAAAACAUUAUGAAGAAACUAGAUGCAAUUGCUGCGGAUCGAAUCAAGUUUCAUUUGGAAAUAAGGCCUAUAGAGAGACAAGCUGCUAGACCUCAAACAGGUUCUGUAUUAACUGAAAAACAAGUUUAUGGGAGGGGCAAAGAGGAAGAUGAGAUAGUGAAAAUCUUGAUAAACAAUGCCCAACAACUUUCAGUCCUCCCAAUACUUGGUUUGGGGGGACUAGGAAAGACUACUCUUGCCCAAAUGGUCUUCCAUGAUCCGAGAGUAACUGACCAUUUCCAUCCCAAAAUAUGGAUUUGUGUCUCAGAAGAUUUUGAUGAGAAGAGAUUGAUAAAGGCAAUCGUAGAAUCUAUUGAAGGAACGUCACUCAGUGACAUGGACUUGGAUCCACUUCAAAAGAAGCUUCAGAAGUUGCUGAACGGAAAAAGAUACUUGCUUGUCUUAGAUGAUGUUUGGAAUGAAGAUCGACAUAAGUGGGAUAACUUAAAAGCAGUCUUAAAGGUUGGAGCACAAGGUGCUUCUGUUCUGGUCACUACUCGUCUUGAAAGGGUUGGAUCAAUUAUGGGAACUUUGCAACCAUAUAAAUUGUCAAAUCUGUCUCAAGAAGAUUGUUGCUCGUUGUUUAUGCAACGUGCAUUUGGACAGCAAGAAGAAAUGAAUCCUAACCUUGUGGCUAUCGGAAAGGAGAUUGUGAAAAAAAGUGGUGGUGUGCCUCUAGCAGCCAAGACUCUUGGAGGUCUUUUGCGCUUCGAGAGAAAAGAAAGACUAUGGGAACAUGUAAGGGAUAGUGAGAUUUGCAAUUUGCGUCAAGAUAAUAGUUCUAUUAUGCCUGCCCUGAAGCUUAGUUAUCAUCAUCUUCCACUUGAUUUGAGACAAUGCUUUGCAUAUUGUGCAGUAUUUCCAAAAGACACCGAAAUGGAAAAAGAAAAGAUAAUCUCCCUCUGGAUGGCGCAUGGUUUUCUUUUAUCAAAAGGAAACAUGGAGCUAGAGGAUGUAGGUAAUGAAGUAUGGGAAGAAUUAUACUUGAGGUCUUUUUUCCAAGAGAUUGAAGUUAGAUCUGGCAAAACUUAUUUCAAGAUGCAUGAUCUCAUCCAUGAUUUGGCUACAUCUCUGUUUUCGGCAAGAGCAUCAAGCAGCAAUAUCCGUGAAAUAAAUGUAAAAAUAUACUCACAUAUGAUGUCCAUUGGUUUUGCUGCAGUGGAGUCUUCCUACUCUCAUUUGCUCGUGGAGAACUUUGUCUCGUUGAGGGUUCUUAAUCUGAAUUACUUAGAAAAGCAGUUACCGUCUUCCAUUGGAGAUCUAGUACAUUUAAGAUACCUGGACCUCUCUUACAAUACAGAAAUGCGUAGUCUUCCAAAGCAGUUAUGCAAGCUUCAAAAUUUGCAGACUCUUGCUCUACAGUAUUGCACCUCACUUUGUUGUUUGCCAAAAGAAACAAGUAAACUUGGUAGUCUCCGAAAUCUUUUACUUGAUGGUUGCAUUAAAUUGAAUUCUAUGCCACCAAGGAUAGGAUCUUUGACAUGCCUUAAGACUCUAGGUUUCUAUUUUGUGGGAAGGAAGAAAGGUUUUCAACUUGGGGAACUACGAAACCUGAAUCUCUAUGGCUCAAUUGAAAUCAGCCAUCUUGAGAGAGUGAAGAAUGAUAAGGAUGCAAAAGAAGCCAAUUUAUCUGCAAAAGAGAAUCUGCAAUCUUUAAGCAUGAGUUGGGAUAAGUAUGAACCACGUAGAUAUGAAUCAGAAGAAGUUAGAGUGAUUGAAGCCCUCAAACCACACCCCAAUCUGACUUCUUUAACAAUCAGCGGCUUCAAAGGAUUCCGUUUCCCUGAGUGGAUGAAUCACUCAGUUUUGAGAAAUGUUGUCUCCAUUACAAUUAAGGGUUGCACAAACUGCUCAUGCUUACCACCCUUUGGUGAGCUGUCUUGUCUAGAAAGUCUGGAGUUAUGGAAUGGGUGUGUGGAGUAUGUUGAUGUUGAUGUUGGUUCUGGGAGGUUUCCAUCCUUGAGGAAACUUGUUAUAUGGGACUUUAGUAAUCUAAAAGGAUUGCUGAAAAAGGAAGGAGAAAAGCAAUUCCCUGUGCUUGAAGAGAUGACAUUUUACAGUUGCCCUAUUUUGAGGUCCAUAUCUAAUCUUAGUGCUCUUACUUCCCUUUACAUAAGCGAUUACGUAGGAGCUACUUCACUCCCAGAAGAGAUGUUCAAAAGCCUUGCAAAUCUCAAAUACUUGGAAAUCUCUUCCUUUAUUAAUCUCAAAGAGCUGCCUACCAGCCUGGCUAGUCUCAAUGCUUUGAAGAGUCUCCAAUUUGAAUAUUGUGACGCACUAGAGAGUCUCUCAGAGGAAGGGGUGAAAGGUUUAACUUCACUCACCGAGUUGUCUAUCGGUUACUGUAAGAUGCUAAAAUGUUUACCGGAGGAAUUGCAGCACCUAACAGCCCUCACAACUUUAACAAUUAGUGAGUGUCCAACACUGGCCAAGCGGUGUGAGGAGGGAAUAGGAGAAGACUGGCACAAAAUUGCACACAUUCCGUAUCUGCAUAUUCGUAACUAA